UCUCUCUCUCCUCCCUGUUUGCAGAUCCUGUCAUCCGUGAUGGCGUCGGCUCUGCCCAGAACCCUGGGGGAACUGCAGCUGUACCGAAUACUGCAAAAAGCGAAUCUCCUGUUCUACUUCGAUGCCUUCAUUCAGCAGGGUGGUGACGACGUCCAGCAGCUCUGCGAAGCGGGCGAAGAGGAGUUUUUGGAGAUAAUGGCUCUGGUAGGCAUGGCUAGCAAGCCGCUUCACGUCCGAAGGCUGCAGAAGGCUUUGAGGGACUGGGUGACAAACCCUGGUCUCUUCAACCAGCCUCUCACCUCCUUACCGGUCAGCAGCAUCCCGAUCUACAAGCUGCCAGAGGGGUCUCCUGCGUGGCUGGGGAUAUCCUGCAGCAGCUACGAAAGGAACAGCGGCACCCGAGAGCCUCACCUGAAGAUCCCGAAAUGCGCUGCCACGACGUGCGUGCAGAGCGUGGGCGCGAGCAAGUCCGACGUGGCGGGGGGCGUGUGUUGAAAUGCCGGCGGCGAGCCGAGACUCUGGCAGGGACACCACACCACGGAGAGCGAGCACAGCCUUUCCCCGGCUGACCUCGGCUCUCCGGCUUCACCAAAGGAAAACAGCGAGACCCUGGAUGCCGCCGCCGCGCUGUCGGUCGCCGAGUGCGUGGAACGAAUGGUUCCCUCCCUGCCCAAAAGUGACUCGAACGAAGUCAAGGAGUUACUGAAAACAAAUAAGAAACUGGCAAAGAUGAUUGGUCACAUCUUUGAGAUGAGUGACGAGGACCCUCACAAAGAGGAGGAGAUCAGGAAGUACAGUGCAAUAUAUGGCAGGUUUGACUCGAAAAGAAAGGAUGGCAAGCACCUCACCCUCCACGAGCUAACAGUUAACGAAGCAGCCGCUCAGCUGUGCGUAAAAGAUAACGCGUUGUUGACCAGGAGAGACGAACUCUUCGCGCUAGCUCGGCAAAUCUCUCGAGAAGUUACCUACAAGUAUACUUACAGGACCACCAAGUCUAAAUGUGGAGAAAGGGACGAGCUGUCACCGAAGAGGAUCAAGAUAGAGGAUGGUUAUCCUGAUUUCCAGGACACAGUCCAGACACUCUAUCAGCAAGACAAAAUGCCACUUGCUUUGGCUAAAGGGAAGAGUGAAGACUCGACAGCUCUUAAUUCCCAGUCGGAAAAGGUGAUGGCAAAACAGAUGGAGUUUCUCUGCAACCAGGCUGCGCUGGAGAGGCGUCUUUCCACGGGGUGUUACAGGCAGAACUGGGAAGAGCACAGCCCCAACGGCAUGUCGCUGGAUACUGCCGACGGACAAGGUGAAAGACCGCUGAAUCUCCGCGUGUCAAAUCUGCCGAGCAGACAGUUGCAGCACAUUCCGCUUGAUGGAGAGCAGCACGCUGGAAAACCCCUGUGCAGCGACCUGAUCCGGCUUUACCCCAGCGGUGAGGCAAAGUCCCAGUCCUCGGAAGGCCUUGGUAUUUUAAAGGAUUUUCCUCAUUCGGCUUUUAACAACAUAGAAAGGAAGGUCAUUAAAACAGAACCUGAAGACACAAGAUAGUCGCUCUGCUCUGGAAAACGGGGUCGUAGUAAAGAACGAAACUUCACAAGAGAGAAAAAAAAACCAGCCUUAAUAACCAGUGUUGCCUCAUUCAAAUAAGAGAUUUCAAUAGCCAAAGCCUAAGAACUGGUACAGUAAUCUGUGGAAACAGGAAAGCGAGAGACACUGCAAACUAAAUCAGUAAUACA
Messenger RNA from Opisthocomus hoazin, 1727 nucleotides. NCBI's taxonomy places the organism in Eukaryota, Metazoa, Chordata, Aves, Opisthocomiformes, Opisthocomidae. The record is from RefSeq and is a predicted model, not a curated record.